AUGUUCAAUUUAGAUGAGCUUGAAACUGAUGCAAGAUUGAGGAUACCAAUUAAUGAGCUUUGUUGUACUGUCAAACAAAUAGAGGAAGUUCAAAGAGCAUACUUGUUGAAUAGUCCUUGCCAACCUAAAGAUCAUAACUUUCCUUUCACUCCUUUCAGAGAUAAAAAGCAUAGGUUUACAUCAGAGUGGUACAAAGAAGGUUCAAGUUGGAUGGAAUAUAGUGUGGCAAAAGAUGCAAUCUUCUGUUUGAAUAAUUAUCUUUUCGAACCCAAUUAUGGUGACCAAGCAGGUGGUGAAGUUUUUGUGAAUAAGAGAUUUAAUAAUUGGAAAGAUAAAACAAAAGUGAAAAAACGUGUUGAUGACCAUUCUAGUACUAAUAACCAAUGUCAUGGAUUGGCAUUUCGUGGUCAUGAUGAGUUGGUUGAAUCUGAAAAUCAAGGUAACUUUAUGAAACUAUUGAAGUUUUUAUCCAAUCACAAUGACGACAUAAAGAAAGUUGUGCUGGGAAAUGCUUCGAAAAACCAUCAAAUGAUUGCCCCAAAAAUCCAGAGGCAGCUAACUAAUGUUUGUGCUCAUUUUACGACCAAGAAAAUUAUUGCAAAAAUUGUAAGAGAUAAACAACCAUUCUCUUUACUAGUUGAUAAAUCUCAUGAUGUGGCAGUGAAAGAACAAAUAGCUAUUGUUUUCCACUAUGUGGGUAAAAUAGGUUAUGUUAUUGAACGUUUUAUUGGGAUUGUGCAUGUUAAGAAUACUUCUGCAAAGUCUUUGAAAAUUGCAAUAGAUACCUUUUUUGUAAAGCAUGGAUUGAGUUUGACAAGUUUACGAAGGCAAGGUUACGAUAGAGCAAGCAAUAUGAGGGGUGAGUUCAAUGGUUUGAAGACUUUGAUAUUGAGAGAAAAUAAAUCAGCUUUCUACAUUCAUUGUUUCUCUCAUCAACUCCAACUGGCGCUAGACAAAGUUGUAAGUAAUCAUUCAGCAUUGGGUGAAUUUUUUCAAUCUCUUUCUAUGUUAUCAAACACUGUAGCGGCAUCUUGCAAGUGCGGAGAUCUUCUACGUGAUAAACAGAUGAAUAUGUGA
This is a messenger RNA of Pistacia vera, 1077 nucleotides long. RefSeq names its product zinc finger MYM-type protein 1-like. Bases 1 to 1077 code for a protein of 358 amino acids. NCBI's taxonomy places the organism in Eukaryota, Viridiplantae, Streptophyta, Magnoliopsida, Sapindales, Anacardiaceae. The transcript is spliced from 2 exons. The record is from RefSeq and is a predicted model, not a curated record.